AUGACCCGCACGGGGAAAUGCGAUACUUGUAGGCUGCGCAAGGUCAAGUGCGAUGAGCAAAAGCCGAAAUGCAGCGCGUGCCAGAAGCGGGACAGGCCAUGCGCGUAUUCGUAUGGAAAAGUAUCCGCUCUCGUGGUCGAGGAUCCAAACCUGCUGUCGAAGCACGGAAAGCCGAAAGUCGCUCCUCUCGUCUAUCCCUUGAUUUCAUACAGCGAUUCCAGCUCCGCAUCUUCGCCCUCGUCAGACCUUCGAGUGACAGCCGAGAGGGCAGCAGACGAAGGCCAAGGCGUCUUCAAAACAUUUACUCCCGCUUCAAAGGAGAGACAGUUGCGCGUUCGAAAACCCACGGCGCAGCAGAGGAGGAAACUGCACGCAUAUUUGACUCAGCUCAGAGCAGCUUCGACCUUGCAGUCGCGGCUCUCGUCGUCGGAAAGCGUCCUCAUAACUCGCUAUAUGGGCUUGCUUGGUUCUCUGCCUCUGAAUGAGAAACCGCUCAUGAUAUUGGGUUCAUGGAUCUUGUCCAUACCAUCUCGUAUUGGAGCUAAUCCCGUUGUCGACCUGGCCGUGGAAUACCUCGUGGACCAAUUUGCCGUCUACCGGGACGACAAUUUCUCAAACAGGAGGCUAGCUCUGGCUUCGAAAGCAAAAGCCUUGGAGGAAUUGCAACUGGCGACAAGCGACGAUAAAUCCUGGAGGACUUACGAUACGGUUCUUGCGAUGAAGUUACACUAUUCAGCCGAGGUCUUGGUAGGUAUGAGGAGUCUACGCCACGUCAUACAUGGUGCCGCACUCGCGGAGAUACUGAAGUUGGGACCCGUAGCCGGAUUAGAUGAGGAACACUAUUGGGGUUUUCUUGAUAAUACAUACAUUGACGACGUUGUCGAGGCAAUGGUCUCAGGCCGCACGUCAGUGUACGACAACGAUUUCUAUCUGUCUAUGACAUAUCCUCCUUCUCCGCCUACUUGUACCGAAUUGGACAACCUCGCCUUGCGCUUUUCGGUUGCAAUGAUGCAUAUAUUGAUCCAGGUGCCCCGGCUUGUUUGCAUUGUUCGGCAUUGCAUCAAUAACCCAGCCAACGCAAGGGUUCUGGCACUGGCCGUCACUUUAUCAGAGUCACUGUGGCACGCGGUUCCGGUCAACCUCAUGCACCAAUUAUUACGCAAGUCCACUACGGUAGUUGAAAUCCCGCCAUCGCCCGAUAUAAGCGACAUAAUUUCGGACUCGUUCCACUUCGACUCAAUAGAGAGCAUGACUCUUGUCUCGCGGUUUUGGAUGCUGCAGCAUUACCUCUGCGGGCUGAUACAAUCCAUCUACCAACACUUUCCGAUCCUGGCGACCGACUCUCUACUUCCAGAUCUGGCCACGUUAUAUGCUAUCGACAUUGAUGCUGCGAUCAACCAAGCGCGCUGUGUCCAAUACGCUCUUAACCUCUGCCCGUCCUUUCCCCUCGUCCCUUUACGCGUCCAUGUCCCGCUGGAAGUAGCGAUCGGAGCCUGGCACAGGCUCAGUCAGCGUCUGAGUCGGGCACCAAAAGCCCUCGGCAGCAGUUCUGUAUCACCCGCCGGUCUUAACGGAUUAGAAGAAAUCCUGAAAGCUCAGAGGAUGGAGGAUUGGAUCGUUGAAACCAUCAGCUGCAUACACGACCAAUGGGAUGUCCACCCGAUGACGAAUCAGUUCCUGAAGAAGUUUAUGCAAGAAUCCGUCGAGGCUAUGUGUGGUGGGCCAAUUCCUGAUUGGCUACCCCUUCGCGUGAGCUUCACCUGCGAGGAAGGAGAUAUGGUGAUGAAGCUAGAAUAUGACUUGCCGGGCCCAAUGAUCGAAAAAAUGUAUGGGAAGCCGGAGGAGUCAUGGACACGGAGCACUACUACUUCUUUGCCUUUUCCGGUGUCUGACUCACAAGACAGCGUUCCAACGGAAAGCUUUCCAAGCGAGUGA
This is a messenger RNA of Trematosphaeria pertusa, 1935 nucleotides long. RefSeq lists its product as uncharacterized. Gene Ontology annotation, molecular function: zinc ion binding; DNA-binding transcription factor activity, RNA polymerase II-specific. Gene Ontology annotation, biological process: regulation of DNA-templated transcription. The transcript is spliced from 4 exons. The coding region runs from base 1 to 1935 and encodes 644 amino acids. NCBI's taxonomy places the organism in Eukaryota, Fungi, Ascomycota, Dothideomycetes, Pleosporales, Trematosphaeriaceae. The record is from RefSeq and is a predicted model, not a curated record.